Camellia sinensis is the source of this 739-nucleotide messenger RNA. The record is from RefSeq and is a predicted model, not a curated record. NCBI's taxonomy places the organism in Eukaryota, Viridiplantae, Streptophyta, Magnoliopsida, Ericales, Theaceae.
UCAAUAUUAUGGCUUCACGAUAUCAGCUGCUAAGCGUGCUCGUGGCCCGACUCGAGGCAAAGAGGUUUAAGGCCUUGUUGAUAAAGAUGGAAAGCUUAGCGUGCCUAUCCCUCCAGAAUUUCGUGCACCGAUAGGGGACUAUGCCUCAAAACUAGCCUCAAAGAUUGGUGUAGAAGUGCGGACUCGUUUACCAAAUCCAAGUGUUCGUAGGUGGAAGUAUGUUGAUGCCUCCGUUAAGGAGGCGAUGUUUCAACGCUUGAAUGAUCAAUUUGAUUUACAAGGAGACCUUGUUGAUAUAGAGAAGACAAUGAACACAAAAUUUGGUCAGAGAUUGAGUAACCAUACCUAUAGGCUGCACAAACAAUUCAUGGAGCUGAAGGAGGCUAAAGGGGAGGAGUAUGCAAGAAACCACCCACCAAAGAAUGUCGAUCCUACCAAGUGGAUAGAUCUUAUUGAUAAAAAGUGGAACACUAAAGAAUUUCUGGAACAAUCAAAGGCCUACAUCGCGAACAGAGAAAGGAUGUAUACAAAACAUAGGUGUGGUUCUAGGUCAAUCCCUGUUAGAGUAGAAAAACUGGCACGAGAAAAGAAGAUGCUACCUGAUCUAGCAGAGUUGUACAAGGAAACUCACUAUAAUGAGAAAACACAUGAGUGUAUCUCAUCUCAAGCUCAGUGUAAUUAUGAAAAUAUGAUACAGACACGGCUGAUCACCUCUCACAGCCAGGAUCAACCCCUUUGA